Messenger RNA from Neodiprion fabricii, 2785 nucleotides. It is a transcript of the gene Vps4, whose product is annotated as vacuolar protein sorting-associated protein 4. The transcript has 6 exons. Gene Ontology annotation, biological process: endosomal transport; vacuole organization. Bases 347 to 1672 code for a protein of 441 amino acids. The record is from RefSeq and is a predicted model, not a curated record. Gene Ontology annotation, molecular function: ATP hydrolysis activity; ATP binding. Lineage: Eukaryota; Metazoa; Arthropoda; Insecta; Hymenoptera; Diprionidae.
CCUGGAGAGUCAAUGCGUACGGGAUACAUUUUUUUAAAAAUUCAUUCGCUGGAUCAGCCCGAUGCAGCGGUGGUAGGGUCAUGGUAAUGGUAGAGUAGGAGUCACCGUCAGUGACGUCAGAGACCUAAAUUUUGAAGGUUAAAAAUUUGACAGAACCGCAAACUUCUCCAAUCGAGAGCGAUCGAGGCAGUUUACGCAACGUGCGUUCGAUAAUUUAUUUAUGGAUAACUGAGCUUUUUUUGCACGUGUAUAAAACAGCAUUAAUAUCAUCAGUUCAAGACUUUCUUGAAUUCCGCAUACUUCACUCUGGUGAGCUAAGGUUAGGGAGGAGCCAUUUCACAAUAAAAUGGCAGCAGGAACAACAUUACAGAAAGCCAUAGACCUGGUUACCAAGGCCACCGAGGAAGAUCGGAACAAAAACUAUGAAGAGGCUCUGAAGCACUAUGAACACGGCGUUGAAUACUUUCUUCAUUCAAUCAAAUAUGAGGCUCAGGGAGAACGAGCCAAGGAAAGCAUUAGGACAAAGUGUUUACAAUACCUGGACCGAGCUGAGAAGCUGAAGGAAUAUCUAAAGAAGGGAAAAAAGAAACCGGUCAAAGAUGGAGAGAGUAAUUCUAAAAGUGAUGAUAAAAAGGGUGACAGUGGGGAUAGCGACAGUGACAGCGAUCCAGAAAAAAAGAAAUUACAAAGCAAAUUGGAAGGGGCAAUAGUAAUUGAGAAACCACAAGUAAAGUGGAGUGAUGUCGCAGGGUUGGACCUUGCUAAGGAAGCUCUAAAAGAGGCUGUUAUCUUGCCCAUUCGUUUCCCUCAUCUGUUUACUGGGAAACGUAUCCCAUGGAAAGGCAUUCUGCUCUUUGGCCCUCCUGGUACUGGUAAAUCGUAUCUAGCAAAAGCAGUAGCAACUGAAGCAAACAACUCCACUUUCUUGUCUGUAUCUUCAUCAGACCUGGUCAGUAAGUGGCUCGGAGAAUCUGAGAAGCUAGUGAAGAAUCUAUUCGAAUUGGCACGCCAACGCAAGCCUAGUAUAAUAUUUAUUGAUGAGGUAGAUUCUCUCUGCUCCUCACGAUCAGACAACGAAUCUGAAUCUGCUCGCAGAAUAAAAACCGAAUUUCUAGUUCAAAUGCAAGGUGUUGGGACUGACAACGAGGGAAUUCUUGUUCUCGGUGCAACCAAUAUACCCUGGGUAUUGGACUCUGCAAUCAGAAGACGUUUUGAGAAGCGAAUUUAUAUUCCCCUUCCAGAAGAGCAUGCUCGUAUGGUUAUGUUCAAACUUCACCUUGGUAAUACCGCUCACGUCCUGUCCGAGGAUGAUUUUAAGAAAUUAGCAGCCGCAACUGAUGGCUACUCGGGAGCUGACAUAAGCAUUAUUGUUCGUGACGCACUUAUGCAGCCUGUGAGGCAAGUUCAAACGGCCACCCAUUUCAAAAAAGUGCGCGGACCUUCUCCGAAAGAUCCAACAAUAAUUGUCGAUGACCUUCUCACCCCUUGCUCUCCGGGCUCACCUGGUGCCAUCGAAAUGACCUGGAUGGAAGUUGAGGGAGAUAAACUCUUCGAACCUCCAGUCACUAUGAAAGACAUGAUGAAGUCACUGGCUACCACACGUCCGACAGUUAAUGAGGAUGAUAUGGCAAAGCUGGAGAAGUUUAAGGAAGAUUUCGGCCAAGAAGGCUGAAGCAAUCUACAAUCCAGUUACAAAAGAAUUUCACCCACAAUUAAGACAUACACAAAGUUAUACACGCUUGCCUUAUUCCGAAUUAGGAUGAAACACAGAUUUAGCGUUUGUAUGAAAAAAAAGCAAGAAAAUGAAAAAUAGCUUCACCAGAUUUUCUUUCAAGUCCUUGUAAGAUACUCGACAUAUUUCUUUUGCUGUCGAUGAUAUACAAUUGAAUUAAAAUUAUAUAAAUUACCAACGAUAAGCAUGAAUGGCACCAGUCCUUGGGCGUAAUUUUACAUGUAAUUAUAAUGUAUAAAUAUUAAAUAUACAACAUUAUCUAUCUGCGAAAAUAUUAUAAUUACGUUUGACAGAAAUAAAUAAAAAUAAAUGAAUAAUAAGUCAUGUCUACGGUCGCAGCAAAAUAAUCUGCAAUUUUACGAACAGAGUAGCUGCACUUACAUGAAAUUUACUCUUGGCAUUGCUAAUCAGUCAAUUGCUUUUUUCACCCUCGGUUUCCACGUAGCUAAGAAUCCCUAGAUGUAUUUCUUACAAAGUUAUGAUCAUUGAUUAUUAAAUAAUAUUUUUCUACUUCCUUACAAUUUUUUACGUUAAUGCAAUUAAUAUCGAGAUGAUCUUUUAAGAUAUAUACGGAAGGUGUACAUUACUGUGUACUCACCGGCAAUGAAUAAGAAAUAAAAUAGGCUCGAGGUACUCACAAAAUUGCAAAAUAAAACAUCCGAACAGGUUUUCAUCCAUACGUGAUGUAUAUCAAUGUGUUAAUAAUAAGUAUAAUUAGUACUUGUACUAUGUAAAUUGUGUUUUUAUUGUUAACUAAAUAAAUAACAAGUUAUUAUAAUGUAUUUGAAUUAGACAGUUCACAGUUGCAUUUCAAUAAACGCCUGAAUUGUAAAAAUAUCACAAAAUGAGAAGUCCGGAUUUAGCCGAAAAGGAUCGUAUACUUUUAAAGGAUUCGAAACCAAGUUGUGCAACAGCAAUUCUAAUGACAUCACAAAAAAUUCACACUCCCUUCCUCGGCAAGCUCAAUAAACAUCGAUUUUUCAUUACUUAUAUUGAGUUUGGUACCGCCCAACUGCAUCUCGCAAUAAAUACGUAUCUAAGCUUCAUUAUCUG